UACCUGAAAGCAACAAAGCAGCGGAUGUAGCAGCAGCAGCAGCAGCAGUAGUCUACAGUACAUCGGCAACCAUGUAGCGCUGAGAGCAAAAAUAUCUUCCUCCGACUUGCUAAAGAAUCAUGUCCUCAUGAAGUAAUAGUGCAUCAAUAUGUUUUCCUGAAGAUAACUGGACGCUCGGACGGAAAUUAAAAGGCGAGGGAGUCGAGUGUGAAAACAGAAGCCUGUAACAUAGAGGCACUAUCUGCACUCGGCUGGACGUUGUAUUGGGCUACUAUUCUGAUUGAUUAGCCUACGUUAGCGUUUAAUCGGCCUUUUAAAUGACUGCACUUGUCUGGCUACGCGUACUGUAUACUCGGGGGAAGGGCGUGUAACGCUAACGGAUACCGGGGUUUGUAGUUUGCAGGGUCUGGCUAUCUGCGUUACCGCCCCGUUUUUUCUCUUCUGUAGUAACGCUAACAGCAUUACCAGGAGAAAGCUGAAGAUACAGUUUCGGGUUUGCACUAUAACCGAAACCUGCUUACACCAUGGGGAAUACAACCUCUUGCUGCGUGUCCUCGAGCCCUAAACACCGGAGGAACAAUCACUCCAGGCUCGAGCCCUACCGGCCGGAGCCGGAGCUGAGCCGGGAGGACACGAGCUGCAACCUCCAGCACAUCAGCGACAGAGAAAAUUUAGACGAUCUGCCCAUGGAGUACAACCCCUCAGAUCAUCCUCGGGCCAGCACCAUCUUCCUCAGCAAGUCACAGACUGACGUUGCUGUGCCCAGCAAGAGAGUUCGAGAGAAACGGAAGAGCCUUUACAUCAACCACUUCACACACAUUUCGGAGAACAAGCAUCAUCCAGGCCUGGUGAGACGGAAGUACAGCUCAUGUUCCACCAUAUUCCUCGAUGACAGCACCGUCAGUCAGCCCAACCUCAAAUACACCAUCAAAUGUGUCGCACUCGCAAUAUACUACCACAUAAAGAACAGAGAAGUCGACGGAAGAAUGUUGAUAGACAUUUUCAAUGAGAAACUGCACCCGCUCACGAAGUCUGAAAUUCCUCCGGAUUAUGAAAAACACGACCCUGAGCAGAAGCAGAUCUAUCGCUUUGUCAGGACGCUGUUCAGCGCCGCACAGCUCACCGCUGAGUGUGCCAUUGUCACGUUGGUGUAUUUGGAGAGGCUCCUGACCUACGCUGAGAUCGACAUUUGCCCUGUCAACUGGAAGCGGAUCGUGCUGGGAGCCAUCCUCCUGGCAUCUAAGGUGUGGGACGACCAGGCGGUCUGGAACGUCGACUACUGCCAAAUUCUCAAGGAUAUCACAGUGGAGGACAUGAAUGAGCUGGAGCGUCAAUUCCUGGAGCUGCUGCAGUUCAACAUCAACGUGCCGUCCAGCGUCUACGCCAAGUAUUACUUUGACCUGCGCUCCAUGGCCGAGGCCAACAACCUCAGCUUCCCCCUGGAACCCCUUAACAGGGAGAAGGCCCAGAAACUAGAGGCCAUCUCUCGGUUGUGUGAUGACAUAUACAAGGACUUGAAGAAACAAGCGAAGAAGCGGUCAGUGAGCGCAGACAACCUGACGGUGGUGCGGUGGUGUCCUGCCAUCAUUUCCUAACACUGGCCGCCUGUAGCACGCAGAUAGACCUGUCAGACAUACUGUACUGUAUUUCCGCCUGGGUAAUCAGGCAAACCAGGUGGGCAGCAGUCCUGUGGAUCAGUACACACACACACACAGACACAGACACACACACAAACACAAACACAAGCUGGCACUUUUACAAGUGUGAUUGCACCCUCUCUGGUUGUUGUACAUAAAAGAAGUUCCACUGGCUGCCUGCACUGAACCAAACAGAGCUGAGCUGAACCAAACUGAAGUGUGUGUGAGUGAAAGUUGUGCAGAAGAAGAGGCCAACCACAAAUACAAGUGGCAAUAUAUGAGAGACUACGUGAAAAGAAAAUAGGAACAAGCUUAAUGUGGAAAAACAACAGGCGACAGCGACAACAGCGUUCCAUAACUCCCUCUGAGGCUCCACUGGCUUGUACGCUUGAUUGAGGGAGGCCGUGUACAUUCCUUUCAUUUUAAUCUUCUGGUUCAGUCACUUCCUUCCCUACCUGAAGCAUGAGAGGAUAUCUUUUUGGACCGCUUAUAGGCACAUUUAAAUUUUUAAAUGCUCAAUUCCUCAAUUUGUUUUGUUGGUGUUUAUCUGGGUUUUUUUUUUGCAUUCCCAUCCAGCAGAAACUUCUGCGAGCAGAUCCAAGACAUGUACGUACAUUCCACCGUUUCCUUGUUGAUAAAUUGACUAGACUACACGUCGUAUUCACUUACACUGUAGCCAUUUAAUUCAAGUUCUCAGUCAGAGAACCAACGUUGAAAAAGCAAAUCAGUGUUUUGCUCCGGGGCGUUCUGACAGGAUCUGGGGAUUCAACUUGUACUAUUACAGUUACAGUUUCUCUAACAGCAACGCCAUCCAGCCAUAAUUCAGAUACAGCUAUAACAGGAAAGCAAUAUUCAUGCGUUGCUUUGUUGUUGUAAUUAAAUGCAAUGAAGCGUGCAUACUUGGAAGACGGCGGUCCACUACUCUCAGUCAGACGUGAGACGUCACACAUGAGACGUCGUACUGUAGAUCUUAUGUUAAUUCACUGCCAUUGUCCUGACCUGUGGUGCCUGCAAUAAGCUAGUGUAACACUUAUCCCCUUUCUACUGCAGGAAUAGAACAAAUAACUGUAUUGUUUUUCUUUAACAUUUUGUAUGGUUCUUCCAGCUUACAAAGAAACAGCACAAAUGGAAUAUUGACAUUUAGGAGCCACAAAACGCAUGAUUAUUUUUCAGGGUGGUUUUGUGUUGUUCUGGAGAGUACCCAAAUAAAUCAAAAAGCAUUAAGUGACGAUUCAAACACUGCUUACAAAAAGAUAGAUUGUAUACAUUUUGCUAAAUUGUCUCUGUACAGUGUAAAUGCAGCACCGGUGUGCAAAAUCUGUAGACUGGACUGUACUGUAAAAAAAAUGAAUGAUGUUGUAAUAUGUAUAUCGGAUCAGUUUUUACUGUACACGAGGGUGGUGGUAAAUAUGUUGGAUUCCAUGUUCUUAUUACAAAUCAAUUAAAGACAAAGGUGAAGUAUUAAGAUUGAAAUGGGAGACACCACUUUGUUUUGGUCGGUUUUCUUGUUACGAUGUUUUCACACUGCUGAAAAUGCCAAUUCUUAAUGUGUUACAUACUGUAUGAUAUAUAGAUAAUAUGAGGCAAUUCAAUCUGUUUUUCUUUUCUUUUUUAUUAUUAUUUGUUGUAAUUUAAAAUAUAUUUUCUAACCCCCACUCUGUGGAAGCAUUGCCAGAUCCAUGUUCUUAAGCAAUGAUGCUUGUUUCUUAUGGAGCCCUGUAACUGAUCAAAUGCAGUAAAAAACACAGUAAUACAGAAUACAUCAAGAAAUACUAUUGUUAUUCCAAUGAUUUUCAUAGCAAAAAAACCUUUGUAUUUCUUUUUGUUCAACAAACUAUUAUUUAUUGAUGUAUUCAGUUAUAUAUUCAGUAAUUCUUUGACUUUGCUGAUCACCUUUUACAUUGUUGUGUCAGUUUUGGGCUCCUCAGUUUCUUGCAUUUCCUGAAAAUAAGUGAAACUGUUUUUCUUCAUGAACAAAUCACUUCCUGAGGUCCUUGACAUUUCCUAAAAUCAGAAAUAAGAAUAUGUACAGGUAUCUAGUGAAGGGUAAACCUAUACUUUAUGGUUUAAUUCAUUCCAGUUUUGACACUUGAAUGGUUUAAUAAAAAUGUGAAGUAAUGCUUCUAUUAUAUAAACUUCAUAACAGUGGUUGUUGGCCUUAUGAUCAACUGAACUCCCAUGUUCCUCCACUACACCAUUGAACAGACGGUAAACUGUCUGUGUAUAACCUGGAAAUGUUUGAAAAGGGCACAAACAUAGCUUCUUUUUUUAAAAUGGAUUUUAAAACGAAAAGGGUCAGAUGAAAGUCCAAAUUCAAAUGUGACAUCAGCGUAGACCCUUCUGCAAGCCUCUAUCUGUCACAUCUGUGAUUCAAGUGCUGUUGUUUGUCAAGCUACUAGAGAAGCAGUCAGGUCAGUGAGAUUUCCAACCUUGAGCAGCAGGUGUGAGAAGGGACAGAAGCGAACCAAAGUCGUGGAGAAAUGAAGGAAGAUCCUGUGGGACGUAUUGCUCCCACCCAGCCCACUUGCACAUGAAGUAUAUACAAAAGGUCUUGGAAAGAACUGUUGUUUUGCAUGGUGCUUUGAAUGAGUGCAAAAUGUGUCUUUAAGAAAGUAAGGUUACUGGAGUUGCUGUCGUAGGUUCUAACUGUUAGAGGUAUUCAAAGAGUGUAUAUCCUAUUUAUUGUAUGUGUGUGCAUACAGCCCAGUCUGGUGUUUUUGUAGACCCAGAAGUGAGUCCUGAGGUGGAAAAUGUACUCCGACAGCAAAGACCAUGGGCCUGUGGCGUCCUGUCGGCUGGUUAAUAGGUGUGUGUAAUAGCCUUGUGCACUGAACUCUACCUCUGCUUAGAGUUUUACUUUUCUCUCGAUUUUUCUUCUUCUCUUCGAAGACAACUUUUAGAAUAUACACAUUUUGCUUUGAUCGUGGCGAUCUCAUGUGCUAACAUCAGUCAACUUCAGUAGCUGUGACUUAUUUAUUUGUAUUUUUUUCAAUGAUUAAUAGUUUCAACAUCUUGUGCUGUAUUCUGUUGCCGUUGUCAGUGUAUUAUUUUUCUGUCAUUCUGUUCUUGUUCUCAGUUUGCCAAACUCAGAUCUGUUUUUCUCUUUGUUUUCAACUAUGAUUUCAAAACUGCUCCCAAUUCUAUCUUCUUAAGCAAUGUUUAGUAAAACCUGUGCAAGAAUUAAACUUUAAAACCUUGCAAUAAA
Molecule: messenger RNA, 4842 nt
Organism: Cottoperca gobio
Lineage: Eukaryota; Metazoa; Chordata; Actinopteri; Perciformes; Bovichtidae
Gene: ccny
Product: cyclin Y
Exons: 12
Coding region: 525-1595 (356 amino acids)
Biological process (GO): regulation of cyclin-dependent protein serine/threonine kinase activity
Molecular function (GO): protein kinase binding
Source: RefSeq, a predicted model, not a curated record